CCCUGCCCGACCCGCUGUCCGGCCACCGCAACUCGUUUGCUGCCCUGUCGGUGGCCGACGGGCUGGGGGUUGGCGACGAUGCCACCACGCCCACCGGCUGGCUUGAGGAGGCCUCAGCGCAAGCAGGGGGAGGAGAGCCAGCCUCUUUGGAGGAACUUCGUCAGUCUCAGCGGCUGUCGAAGAUGGACAAUGAUAAACACAAGUCGACUGGCGGCCUCAACCUGCCACCGCAUCUCCGAGCCAGCGUCUUCUUUGAGCAGCCGUCUGAGCUCCCCGAGAUCGAGGUCAAGGAUGGGUCAGCCAUGGCGACGCUCGAGAGCAUCCUCGAUGCCUCGGCGACUGCCCCCGUCAGUGCUUUCACCGACCACUUGUACGCCGGCAAGCUGGGCGCCGAAGUAUACGGCAAGGCUAAGAAGAAGAAGACGAAGAAGAAGGACACCAAGCGCAAGUCACAGCAGCUUGAUGUCCCGCCUGCCGAGUCAGAGUCCAAGGAAAAGUCUACCAUCAAGCUGCUUUCAAGGAGAAGCCACAGCAGCUUGUUUGGCAAAGCCAACAGUAACCCGGACCCCGCCGCCGUGCAGGGCGAUGGCCACGGCGAUGUCCAUGAAGAGGAAUCAGAGGAGGAGGAAUCGGAGGAAGAGGAAGAGCAGCUUGAAGACGGCAUUCUCGAUGGCGUACCCACCACGCUCCUCGGUGAAUUGCACCUCCGCAAGCAGCAGCAGAAGCAGCGAAUCCUCAACAAUGGCAACGUGGCGACCCAAGGCCUGCGCGCUACUCUUCUCGAGAUGGAUGCUGUCGCUGAGAUGCAGCGCAAGCAGCGCCUCAAGAGCCGCGUCAACCUUGCCUGGGAAGAUCCGGCCGUGGCCGCUGACCACAACCCAUCCGAUGACGAGGACGUGCCGCUGGCCGUCAUCGCCGCCCUGCACCAUGGAGCCAAGAACAUGGCCGACGUCGAACGCCCCCUGGGACUGAUGGAAGUCCGUCAGCUGGAGGAGAAUGAACCGCUGAGCCAGCGCGCCGCCCGACUCAAGGGACGGACCUCGAUUGCCAUGACGGCGAAGCGCCAGAGCAACCUGAGCCUGGGGCCCACGCGCAUUGCUGAGGUGCAGCCCCCGGCUCCGUCGCCGCGCAUCAUCGAGCCGGACGUGCGCGCAGACGAAGGUGCACGCACCAGGACCGCCACACCUGAACCGCCUGCGCCCGAAAUCGAGGAGGAGACGCUGGGCGCCAGGAAGCGCCGCCUGGCGGAGUCGCAGCUGCCCAAGGCCCGCCCCGUCAGCAGCACCUUUUCCAUGGAGCUGCUGAGCCAGUUUGGCGGCCCCGACGAGCCCGACAACAAGAGCAGCGGCAAGAAGUCGCCCAACAACCUGGCCGUCGAGGACGAGACGCUGGGCCAGCGCCGUCGCCGUCUGCAGGCCGAGCGGGAGGCUCGCGAGCGAGAGAUGAGCUACGGCAACCUGACGGGCGAGAGACCCGUCAGCUACGGCAAC
This is a messenger RNA of Trichoderma citrinoviride, 1490 nucleotides long. RefSeq lists its product as hypothetical. The record is from RefSeq and is a predicted model, not a curated record. The annotation marks the transcript as partial. NCBI's taxonomy places the organism in Eukaryota, Fungi, Ascomycota, Sordariomycetes, Hypocreales, Hypocreaceae. The transcript has a single exon.